UCCCACCAUGCUGCAUUAUCUCUGCUGUACAGCCAUGCUGGCAUUGUCACCAGCAGAGGAUGACAGACUGGAACACUGGCACAGUAAAGCCUGCAAAUGUGAUUGUCAGGGAAGUCCAAAUUCCGUAUGGUCCUCGGGGACAAACAAUCUGGAAUGCAUGCCAGAAUGUCCCUAUCACAAGCCACUUGGUUUUGAGUCAGGAGCUGUUACUCCAGACCAGAUAAGCUGCUCCAGUCCAGAGCAGUACACUGGAUGGUACACUUCAUGGAUUGCAAACAAGGCCCGGCUUAACGGGCAAGGUUUUGGGUGUGCCUGGCUCUCCAAAUACCAAGACACAAACCAGUGGCUGCAGAUUGACCUGAAGGAAAUCAAAGUGAUUUCAGGAAUAAUCACACAAGGACGGUGUGAUGCAGACGAAUGGAUGACGAAAUACAGCGUGCAGUACAGGACUGAUGAGAACCUGAACUGGGUCUAUUACAAGGAUCAGACAGGAAACAACAGGGUUUUCUAUGGAAAUUCAGACAGAUCAUCUUCUGUGCAGAACCUUCUGCGCCCACCCAUUGUCUCGCGCUACAUUCGCUUGAUACCACUUGGCUGGCAUGUGCGCAUUGCCAUCAGGAUGGAGCUGCUUGUAUGCAUGAAUAAGUGUGCUUGAUGCUAAACUUCAGCACCACAUGACAUUGCAAGGGAAAGAGAUGGGAGGCAUUAGCAAGAUAUAGAAGUACAAUGAAUAGAAUGAGUAGGUUCCUCAUGUAUCUCAGUGUACUAUAAAUGUAAGCAUUAUCCCUUUUGCUGUGACUUGCACCUUCCACAACUAUGGAAGCUUUAGUGGAAAUCUAAAUCAGGCGUCCUCAACCUCGGCCCUCCAGAUGGUUUGAGGCUACAAUUCCCAUCGUCCCUGACCACUGGUCCUGCUAGCUAGGGCUCAUGGGAGUUGUAGACCAAAAACAUCUGGAGGGCCAAGGUUGAGGAAGCCUGGUCUAAAUCAAUAGAACCCAAGAGCCCAAUUUUGAGAUGAAAUUAAUAUCCACAUAUCCAUGAUCCCAUGUUGCAUUAUAUUUCCUGUUUCAGCUCCGGGGGUGGGAGGAGUUGGUGGUGAGAGGGAAAGGCUUUGACUUGAUUUUUGUGAAGCUCUCAUGAAAGUACAGAAUGGCCUAUGCAAAAAAAGGAGGAAUUUACACACACACACAAACAUUUCUUAUUGCACCCAGUGUCAAGCUUUCCUGAUGCUAGCAUACUUAAUUAGUCUUAAGGCAGGUCUUAAUGGAUGAGCCAAUCACAAGUCCUUAGAUUAAGGUUAAACUACAUGUUCCCAAGAGUUUUGGUUUGUUGCUGUUGUUGUUCAAAGGAAACUGCUGAGCCGUCUCUCUCCCUGUCCCUGCUGAGCAUUAUUUAUUUAUUUGUUGUUUGUGAAUGGUUUGAGGGCAGGUAGCAAAAAUUUCAUUAUUAAAACAAUUACAAUAUACAUUAAAAUAGUAAAAUAAAACUAGAAGGCAAGUAGCGACAAAGCAACAAAACAGCUGCAUUGGACAGCAAUUUCAGGAAGAGAGAAGGUGUCUACGCAACAAAAGAUCUGGAUAAAAAAGUGGCGUUCAUUGUUGACAAAACAUACAGUGAUGGCACAAGACAUACCUCGGAGGGGAGGUCCUAGCAUUUGCAAUAUCAAAUCUUUGUUGCUUCCCCUAAAUUAUGAUGAUUUUUAAGCAUUAAUAACAGCAGCAAACAAACCAUGUAUUUCACCAUAUAUACAAAAUGACACAAAUCAGUGCAUGUGGAUGAAUUGUGUCCUGGAAGGCUGAAAAUGUUAACCAGAUUUAAUCUGCAUCAUCCUAUCCUCUCAGGUUUGAAUCUAGCAUGUUCAUUUCAACAUGAUAGUAUCCCAGAUGCUAUGCAACCUGUCCAGCUCAGAUGGGGCCAUGGGUUUCUUCCAGCUGCAGGCAAUAAACACCUGGACUGCGACUGAUAAUUUGACACUGCUUGUCAUUCAGCUCAGUCACCCCCAUAGGUAAAGGUAAAGGGACCCCUGACCAUUAAGUCCAGUCGCGGACGACUCUGGG
Podarcis muralis (Common wall lizard) is the source of this 2057-nucleotide messenger RNA. It is a transcript of the gene RS1, whose product is annotated as retinoschisin 1. NCBI's taxonomy places the organism in Eukaryota, Metazoa, Chordata, Lepidosauria, Squamata, Lacertidae. The record is from RefSeq and is a predicted model, not a curated record.